This is a messenger RNA of Babesia sp. Xinjiang, 429 nucleotides long. Its product is annotated as Thioredoxin-like protein 4A. NCBI's taxonomy places the organism in Eukaryota, Apicomplexa, Aconoidasida, Piroplasmida, Babesiidae. Gene Ontology annotation, cellular component: spliceosomal complex; U5 snRNP; U4/U6 x U5 tri-snRNP complex. The record is from RefSeq and is a predicted model, not a curated record. Gene Ontology annotation, biological process: mRNA splicing, via spliceosome. The transcript is spliced from 6 exons. Bases 1 to 429 code for a protein of 142 amino acids.
AUGUCGUAUAUGUUGCAGCAUCUCAGGUCCGGCUGGGCGGUGGACCAAGCUAUUGUGACAGAGGAAGAAAGAUUGGUGUGUAUUAGGUUCGGACACGACUACAAUCCUGAAUGUAUUAAGAUGGACGAACUGCUCUACAAGGUAGCUGAUGAUGUCAAAAACUUCUGUGUGAUAUACCUGGUGGAUAUCACCGAGGUACCAGACUUCAAUGGAAUGUACGAGUUGUACGAUCCAGUAUCGGUCAUGUUUUUUUAUCGCAACAAACACAUGAUGAUCGACUUGGGUACAGGAAACAACAACAAGAUCAACUGGGCAAUGAAUAACAAGCAGGAGCUAAUCGAUAUCAUAGAGACGAUUUUCCGUGGAGCCCGCAAGGGCAGGGGGCUGGUGAUCUCUCCAAAGGACUACUCCACUAAGUACAAGUAUUAA